AUGGUUAAAUCUUUGAUUUGGGGGAUUGGAAUGGGAUCUAGUUGCUGCAAAAAAAUUGGUAUUUUGGAGUCAGAGGUGGAGGUGAAGGCUUUGGUGGUGGUAGAGGAGAACGCACUAGAGGUGGUUCAGGUAAAGGUGGAGGCUUUGGAGCCAGGGGUGGUGUUGGUGGUGGGGCUGGAGGUGGAGGUGGUAUUGGUGGUGGUAGUGGUGGAGCAGGAGGAGGAGGAGGAGGAGGUGGUGGAGUUGGCGGUUCUUUUUAGCCACAAUGGAGGCUGUGGUGAUGCUGGUGGGGGUGGAGGAGUUGAGGGUGGAUUAGGUGGAGGAUCUGGACAUGGGGGUGGCUUUGGUGGCGGUAGGGUUGAGGGUGUAAGAGGUGGAGCUGGUGGAGGGAUAGGUGGCACAAGAGUAGCUGGAGGUGGGGGUUCAGGUCAUUGUGACCGGUUUGGAGCUGGUGGAGGUGCAGGUAGUGGUGCUGGAGAAGCAGCAGCAGGUGGUAUCGGUUGA
Molecule: messenger RNA, 504 nt
Organism: Pistacia vera
Lineage: Eukaryota; Viridiplantae; Streptophyta; Magnoliopsida; Sapindales; Anacardiaceae
Product: glycine-rich cell wall structural protein-like
Exons: 3
Coding region: 1-504 (167 amino acids)
Source: RefSeq, a predicted model, not a curated record